AUGGAGUCUCCUGAGAAUACAGCGGUCUCUGAACGUACGAUCCUCGACGACGACGAUGACUUGUCUCAUCAUGAGGCAGACAAGGAAGCACAAAUCUUGUCACUGGAGGAAGAAUGGGCACCACCGUCUUCAAAUUCUCACACCUCAGAUGCCAACCAGGGCAGCCAGGAACUUCAGUCGCCAAAGUUAACAGCCAAACAAAAACAGAAACUUGAGAGGAAAGCAAAGUACAAGAAGUCCUCAAAGAGUAAGAGUUCUGGACAGCCAAAGCCUACUGGAUUCGAAGACUUCUAUUGCGAACCUGUUUUAACUCCUGAGGGAUACAACGUUGAGAGAAGUAUUUAUGACAGUGACCGUCCCGCGAUUUUUCGGAUCCAGGAAGCACUGAACAGAUACCAACAAAAGCGUCGACUGCUCACUGAGCGCAUGCAAGUGUUUUCCCAGUAUCUCAGAUAUGGCGGCGUUGACGUCUGUGCCAAAAUGUUUGGAGGGGUUUCUGAGCAAGAGUUAAAAGCAAUGGAUAAAGAGGGGAUCAUCACUGCUCGCUCCCAGACGGAUAUCAGCGUUGACAAGAUGAAACUGGACGUGGACUUUGAGCUCGUCGCCAAAAGUUUUCUUUCCUUCUAUUUUCCCGAUUACACCUCCCCGGCCAGCCUUGAAAUGAUCAAGAUGGGUACGAAUACGAUCAGAAAUUGGCUCAACUAUCUUCUCUACCAUGAAGUACUCCCCGAAUACGCAGAUAACAUCAGGGCAGCCCGAAAGUACUGCGACCUUGCCGAAAAGCAGCUAUGGGACAAUAUACGUUUACUAUCAGUAGCCCCAGGCGACUUCAAUAAGGCUAGCUCAGUCCUUUUCGGGGGCUAUUACCACGGCUUACCUACAACAGCUCAAGGAGAGCAACCGGGAGCGUGGGGAGGUGAGAAAUUUGAAAAUAUGCCCAUGACAGCAGACAUUGCAAAGAAAGUAGUCCUCUUUGCACUGGCCUGCAGCGGCUCCGACGAACAGGCUAGUAGGUACGUCGAGCUUUCGAAUGCCGGCCAACUCUCUGCGAACCCCAUUCGAGACAUCGACGGCUUUGAAGUAAUCGACAUCCUCCUACCCAACGCCGGAGUCCGUGAGUUCUACAACCGUGAAGCACCUGACCUCAACCCCGUGGGCAAAGUGCGCGGAAAGGCAUGGCGGAAUCCGAGUGAGCCCGCAAUCGACUUGGCGCCUGGGGAGACAUUGCCGAAUAUUGACAAGCUUGAAUUCGAGUUUUUCGUUGAAGAGCGUCUUCUUCAGUAUAUCUACUUGGGGAUGAAAAUUGUCACGACAGUGUGGGAGCUCAACUGCGGGAUUUUCUUUUACGACGAGAUCAUGACGGCGUACUGCUCUUUCUACACUACGUUGCUGAACGAUUUGAUGCUGGGUUGGAAGAAUCCACGAGAGCUGAAGAGGGUAAAAGACGAUCAAGGCAGAGAUGAGUCAGUUGGUGAAGAAAGCGCUUUGGAAAAGGGUGAGUAG
Molecule: messenger RNA, 1503 nt
Organism: Talaromyces atroroseus
Lineage: Eukaryota; Fungi; Ascomycota; Eurotiomycetes; Eurotiales; Trichocomaceae
Exons: 5
Coding region: 1-1503 (500 amino acids)
Biological process (GO): regulatory ncRNA-mediated gene silencing
Cellular component (GO): ARC complex
Source: RefSeq, a predicted model, not a curated record